Messenger RNA from Lotus japonicus, 1126 nucleotides. RefSeq lists its product as uncharacterized. Gene Ontology annotation, molecular function: calcium ion binding. The record is from RefSeq and is a predicted model, not a curated record. The transcript has 5 exons. Lineage: Eukaryota; Viridiplantae; Streptophyta; Magnoliopsida; Fabales; Fabaceae. Bases 333 to 713 code for a protein of 126 amino acids.
CUUCAUUGUUGUGUGUUUUCUCUCUCUCAACAUUUCAAUUCAAACUCAAUCUCUUCAUGGACAUUUAUCCUUCAAACCCAAUCUCUGCUACUUGCCUACUACAAUCAAGAACCAACAAUCUGAGAGAAAACGCAGAUCCAGAGGAAGGGAGAGAAAACACAUCUCUUUUCAAACUCAAAUUCUGCUAGAGAAAACGAGCACGCGAUUCUGAUCCCGAACCCCAUAUCAAUCAAGCACGCGAUUCAGUCAAUGGCAACCUGAGAGUUCACGCGAUUCUGGGCUACCCAUCUCCUACCCGUGUCUCCAAUCAAGCACGCGAUUCUGGCUCAGGGAUGAGGUUCUUUGAGGAGCAUGAUAAAGAUGGUAAUGGCCAACUAACUCUUUCAGGCUUCAGCAGCCUACUAAGGUGUCUGAAUGGGAAGAACAUGCAAGGUAUUCCAUGUGAGAGCUUGAACAUCACAAAAUAUGAUCGAAGACUGAGCAUAGGAAGAGCUAUACACAGGUUGAACUUCUCUCAAGUGAUUACUACAAGAUUAAGGUUUGGAACUCCAAGUUUUACAAGUGAUUGUUCACUCUCAUGGGUCACCUUGAUUACAUAUGUACCGUCCUCACCAGCCAGUUACAACAUUAUCUUGGAAGUUAGAACCCGAGUGACAUCCUAUCCAGUUCCUAUGCAUGGCUUCCAAUGUGGACAACAUAGCAGAAGAGGAUAACUAACCUGAUUUCUGCAUUUUAAUCGUAGGAGAGCUUAAAGAAUGUUUGGAUCGUUGGCAAUUCCGGGUGCCUUUCAUUGAGUGGAUUCUUGACAUUGGGAGCACACUGUUUGAUGGCGGAGAUGAGAAGAGGAGAGGCACUUCAGCUCAAUCUCGCCCUUGAGGUGGUGAUGGCUUGAUGAUGGACAAGAACAUUGUUUCAGAAGAUCCAGUCAUUAGAGCCUUUGCUUUUCCCCUUUAUUUUCAUUCCAUACCCUCUUUGUUUCUGAUUUUUAUGAGUUCAUUUCUUAUUCGUUGCUGUUAUUUUCUUUCAUGGUGGUUAUGUACUUUAAUCGUGCAGGACAAGGAAUAAUCAAAGAAAGGGAUUCAGAAAUAGCUUAAUGCAUUAUUACGGGAAAACAAUUUUAAUUUAA